CUCGCUCUCUCUCCUUUUCUCUUUCUCUCGUCCUCCUCCUAGUAAAAACCGAAUCAAUCUUGGAAAGAGAAUACCACCUCUCUAUCUCGUCCUCCUCCUCACCCUGCCUCUGGGUUAACGGAUAUAUAUCACUUCACUUCUCUAUAUUUGGUUCCUAGAAAGCUUGAGUCUCUCAAAACGCUUGUUGCUUACCCAUUUUUCAUUUUUACAUUUUUCUUUUCAUUUUUUUCUUUUUUUGGGGCUGUUUUUCCCCUGCUAGCCACUGCUUUUUCUUCCCCCUGUUCUCUUUUUCCUGAGGUGACCAGCUACAGGUGUGACACCUUAGCCUUUCAUUUGAAGUGAGCCAGACAGAGAGGAGGAGGAGAACACGAGGAGAAAGACAUCUUCAGCUCAAAACUUUCCUCCAAAAUUGUCCCAAAUUCAGGUCUUCUGCUCAAAGCAAAGCCUUCGUUACUAACACUCAUCAUCCAAUCCCCCUUACCUUUUCAUCUUUUUACCGCAUCCUCCAGGCAUCAUGUCUACCCCAGUCUCCCCGUCCCCCUCGCUCUCCCCACUGACACUGGCCUCCCCUACAUCUGCAACCUCCCCCGGUGCCUCCCCUCUGCCCUCGCCUCUCUCCCCUCCACCCAGGGUGCCCGUGUUUCAGAGGAAGGGAGCGCUCAAACACAAAAGGAUUGUCGAAGUGAAAGACCACCAGUUUACAGCACGCUUCUUCAAACAGCCCACCUUCUGCAGUCAUUGCACCGACUUCAUAUGGGGCAUUGGGAAACAGGGAUUCCAAUGUCAAGUUUGCAGUUUUGUGGUCCACAAAAGAUGUCACGAGUUUGUGACCUUCACGUGCCCCGGCUCUGUGACCGCCCCCAGACCAGAUGACCUGAAGAGUCGACACACAUUUAAGAUCCACACGUACUCCAGCCCUACAUUUUGUGACCACUGUGGCUCGUUGCUGUAUGGCCUCAUACACCAGGGCAUGAAAUGUACCAGCUGUGACAUGAACGUCCAUCGGCGAUGCGAGACCAGCGUCCCCAGUCUGUGUGGCCAGGAUCACACAGAGAAGAGAGGGAGAAUCCAUCUGACCAUCAGAGGAGAAAAGGAGGACGUCUUUGUCACAGUGCGGGAGGCUCGUAACUUGAUGCCCAUGGACCCAAAUGGCUUGUCAGACCCGUAUGUUAAACUGAAAUUGAUUCCAGACCCAAAGAGCCACAGCAAACAGAAGACUAAGACCAUCCGCUCAACACUCAAUCCCGUCUGGAAUGAGAGCUUCACCUUCUCCGUGCGUGGUCACCAGUGGGACAGGCGUCUGUCUGUGGAGAUAUGGGACUGGGACCGGACGUCUAGGAACGAUUUCAUGGGAGCGCUGUCGUUUGGCGUGAGUGAGAUCUUCAGGCGUCCAAUCAGUGGUUGGUUCAAACUGCUGGCCCAAGAUGAGGGAGAGUACUACAACAUUCCUGUGCCAGACCCGGACCUGCAGGAGCCUCAGCCAGAUGCUACUACACCUUCUUUGCCUCAAGCGAUGCCUUCCCCGCUGUCUGAACCAUUUCCCGUGGCCCUGUCCCCGACCCUCAUUCCCUCCUGUCCCCCUGUCCACACUCCGGGCCCUGGCAAAGUUAAAAUGGGCAUCCACGAUUUCAACUUCCUCAUGGUUCUUGGAAAAGGCAGCUUUGGCAAGGUGCUGCUGGCAGAGGAGCGAGGCAGCGAGCGUCUGUUUGCCAUAAAAGUGCUGAAGAAAGACGUUCUCUUCCAGGACGAGGACACGGAGAGCGCUCUAGUAGAGAGGAGGGUUCUGGCGCUCCUUUCUCGUCCUCACUUCCUCACGUCCCUCUACUGCGCCUUCCAGACUGAGGACCGACUGUAUUACGUGAUGGAAUAUGUCAACGGAGGAGACCUGAUGUUUCACAUUCAGAUAGUUGGGAAGUUCAAAGAGCCUCACGCAGCGUUUUAUGCGGCAGAGAUAGCGGUCGGCCUCUUCUUCCUCCACAGCAAAGGCAUCAUCUACAGGGAUCUAAAGCUGGAUAAUGUGCUGCUCGACAGCGAGGGCCACAUAAAGAUAGCAGACUUUGGGAUGUGCAGGGAGGGCAUGUUCGAGGGCGACACCACACGUACCUUCUGCGGCACUCCUGACUACAUCGCCCCUGAGAUUGUGGCCUAUCAGCCCUAUAAUAAAGCAGUGGACUGGUGGUCUUAUGGAGUGCUGCUGUAUGAAAUGCUGGCAGGACAGCCGCCAUUUGAUGGCAUUGACGAGGAGGAGCUGUUUCAGUCCAUCAUGGAGCAGAGUGUCUCAUACCCAAAAAGUCUCUCUCGGGAGGCUGUAGCUAUCUGCAAGGGACUCCUGACAAAGCACCCGGCCAAGCGCCUGGGUGAAGGAGAAGAUGCAGAGAGGGAGAUCAGAGAGCAUCCGUUCUUCCGCUGGAUUGACUGGGACCGUCUGGAGAGACUGGAAAUCCCGCCACCUUUCAAACCCAGAACUGGUGGGAAAAAAGGUGAGAACUUUGACAAGUUCUUCACAGCUGCUCAAACGGCGCUCACCCCCUCGGACCCGGAUAUACUCGCAGCCAUGAACCAGGAAGACUUCGAAGGCUUCUCCUUCAUCAACCCAGACUUUGCUCCGUCACCGCUCACCGCUGUUUGAAAACGGCUCCCAGAUCUGCUCCAGCCGCCGUUCCAAGUCUAGCCAGAUGAUCCUGUUAUCCUUCCGAUUGUAGUUUUAUAGCAGAGAAUUUGAACGUGAGAGCUAGCAGCGAGUAUUACACCUCUCAUAACCAAAUUCAGACGUUUACAUGAAAAUGCCAAGACACCUCGAUUUUCGGGCACUCUCUUUGAUGCAUGUCUAUUAACUCACUCAUCACAGAAUGUGUAUCAACACUGCAAACAUAGUCAGAACUAUGGACUGCCAUCUUAGACAUUUUUUUAUAAGACUUAACUUGAUCUAAAGGUACUGUAGUAUGAACGUGAGAAAGAUAAUCUCUAUGCAUGCAGAUAGUUUUUAUAGCACUAGACUAUCCAAGGCAGAUACUUUACUUUCCUUUCCUUUAAGUAAAGUAGUCAUAUGUUGUGCACACGUGUAAUUUACCAGUUAUAUUUCACCAGUCAGGGUUUCAUUCAUGCAGCUACAAUGACCACACAGUAUGUAAAAGCAGGACAUCUCACCAUUUUGAUGCCAAUUCCACCUUAGCACUUUGUAUUGUCCAUUGCAAGUACUCAGCAUCAACAGCACUUAAAUGUUUCUUUCUGACUACCUACAGUAUCUCACUCUGGGUUUUUUUGUGCUCUCUAUUUUGGAUAAAUGACAUGUUGACUAUGAAGCAAAUUGAGCGGGGAGCCAUUUUUAGAUAUUUAUUUAUUUUAUAAGAGAGGCGUCCUGUGGAAGCGCUUAGUCAGACUCCUCUGACCUGGCUCGACCCCAAGGUUUAAUGACUUCAGAUGACCCACUGAGAUGUUUAAACAAUGCAGUUAUCACAAUGUGACAGUUAAGGUGGACCACAGCUCUGCUCCACCCACCCAGGCUCACACUGUGUGGUGUGUAAUGUCACUGGAAGGGAGUCCUCAUUUGACAUUCACAGUUUAUCUGCAUUAUUAUUAUUAUUUUUAAUUCUUGAGCACGCUAUGGAAUAUGGCCUAUCUGCAUUGCAACUACAAAUAUCCUAUUACUCCAAGUAAACAUUACAGUUUUAUCAAUAAAAGCCUCUUUUUAAUGUCUUUCCCAGACGAGAGGCUUGUUAGCUUGCACAGGUACAUAUACUUAUGAUUUUAAUGGUGUAUGCCGUAAAGCUUUUUGCUGUGUAAUGAUGUGCUCACAGUAUUGAUUAGGAGUAAUUAAAAGUGAGGCUCACUGGGACUGUUCAAUACAUGGAAAAAUAACAGCAGUGCUGUCAUUAAGCCCUAUCUGAGCAGAGCAGGUGGCUGCAAACUUGCUGUGCAAAAAUCUCAUCCCCGUGCUCUUAUCUAAUGAACCAGCUGGUCAUUUUACACAUAAAUAUGCUUUAUUUCUUUGAUUCUUUUUUUCAUGUACAGUUUUGCUUUACAUCUGUUUGCCUGUUAUUUUAGAUCCGAUUGAGCCGAAGUCAGAUGUCAGUGCACACAAUCCCUCAGUACGAUAAUUGCAAUAGAUGAUGAUCAAUAGUGCAAUAGAUCAUUGAUAGAUCGUGUAUCUGAUAGGUUUUGUUUUUAUGUGCUGGAAAAAGAAAAUAAAGGUGAUGGGAAAAAAUGAUGAAACAGCACCAGUGAAGUGUCUCUUUCUGUGAUGGCGUGUGAAGCUGCUGACAAACAAACACGCACGGCCUCUCGCUUUGUCUUCACCACGAGCCUGCCUCCCUGUCACGCUCCCUCCACCCCCCCUCCUCCCCGCACUUUCACACAUACUCACGCUCAAAAGUGCAAUCCCUGGCAUGUGAACACACUCACGCACGGAGAAGAUGCUGACCCCUCUGUUCAGUGGGCUACUGUAGCUGUUGAACCAGCAAAAACACCUCUCAGGCAUCUCCCUCCGUGCCCUCCUCCUCUGAAGCAGCCCCCCCCCCGGCCCCUCCAGCAUCACCAUGAUGGGACUAAUAUCCCUGUGGAGAUCUGAGUUAUAACAAGUUGACCUUCACAUUAAAAUCUCAUCAACUUCCCAUCUCCCUGUCUACUUCCCUCCCUUCUCUAUCUGGCCUUCAUCUCUGUUCCCCUCUGUUUGUCUUUUCUGUCAGUUCUGCACUGUAAAUGCUUUACUGCAUCGUUGUACAUCAUUCUUCAAUAAUCACCUGUCCAAAUUUAUUGUGUUGCUUGUAUCUCUUUGAAAUACUCCUGUUGCUGGCUGUUGAUAUGUGUAGCUUGUCUUCUCCUGGCCUCUACAUCAGUAUUAUGAUCUGAUUUACACUUAUACAGUAUUUUCUAUGCUAAUGGUGUUCAGGCAGUGGACAUGUAGGAGUAUAAUUUUGAGUGGACUAUAUCAUAUAAAAGCAUAUUUUAAUGAAAAAAAACCUUCUUGAUCUUUGU
Molecule: messenger RNA, 4974 nt
Organism: Pundamilia nyererei
Lineage: Eukaryota; Metazoa; Chordata; Actinopteri; Cichliformes; Cichlidae
Gene: prkcg
Product: protein kinase C, gamma
Exons: 17
Coding region: 515-2629 (704 amino acids)
Biological process (GO): protein phosphorylation
Molecular function (GO): diacylglycerol-dependent serine/threonine kinase activity; ATP binding; zinc ion binding
Source: RefSeq, a predicted model, not a curated record